AAUCUUUCAGGAACCGCCACUAACGUAGACGUAGCAUUGUAUAUAAAUAGCAUUGAUUCCAUUAGUGAAACCACAAUGGAUUUCAGUAUCAAUGCCUUCGUUAUUCAAGAAUGGGUUGACCCAAGAAUUCAAUUUUUCGGUUUGAUUGAUGCUCCUUAUUUAGAACUGGAUUCGAAGCUUAUAGAUGAUGUUUGGGUUCCUGAUUUAUAUUUUGCUAAUGAAAAGAAAGCUUCCUUUCACACUGUGACAGUACCAAAUAAAAUGUUACAUCUGUACAGCAAUGGUCGCGUGGUCUACAGAUUAAGAGUAUCCUUAACAGCAACUUGUCCAAUGCAGCUUCAAAGUUAUCCAAUGGAUGCACAAGUUUGUUCUCUUUACAUUCAGAGUUUUGCCUAUUCCACAAACAGCUUACAAUUCAGUUGGAGAGAGAAGGAUCCCAUCCGGCAAAAUAAAUUCAUGGAACUGCCUCAGUUUGAGUUAAAGAAUAUUCAGCAUAAAAAUUGUUCUGAAGAUAGAGAUCAAGGAAAUUUCACAUGUAUUGCAGUCGACUUUUACCUCCAAAGGAACAUUGGAUUUUAUAUGAUACAGAUUUAUGUACCUAGCAUGUUAGUUGUGCUUCUUUCUUGGGUUUCCUUCUGGUUAAAUGUAGACGCUGUUCCGGCUAGGAUUUCAUUGGGCAUUCUAACAGUUUUAACUAUGACUACACAGAAAUCUAUGGCGGUAUCUUCUCUACCCAAAGUGUCUUAUAUUAAAGCUAUAGAUGUAUGGAUGGCCGCGUGUUUAAGCUUUGUGUUUGUGGUAUUGUUGGAAUUUGCUCUAGUCAACGUAUUGGAUCGACGACAAAUCAAGAAGCCGUCUAAAUAUAAUGCUGUUGCUGAAGGCGAAGAAAAAAUGCAAUUACAGGUAACAACUACAUUCUGGUCAAAUAUUUUUAUAGAUCUGCGAGCUUAUUUCGUAUAUUCCAAUUUAAAGCGUCCAUACUUGUAG
Messenger RNA from Lottia gigantea (owl limpet), 987 nucleotides. RefSeq lists its product as hypothetical. Lineage: Eukaryota; Metazoa; Mollusca; Gastropoda; Lottiidae. The annotation marks the transcript as partial. Gene Ontology annotation, molecular function: chloride channel activity; neurotransmitter receptor activity; extracellular ligand-gated monoatomic ion channel activity. Gene Ontology annotation, biological process: regulation of membrane potential; signal transduction; nervous system process. Gene Ontology annotation, cellular component: neuron projection; membrane; synapse. The record is from RefSeq and is a predicted model, not a curated record. The transcript is spliced from 5 exons.